UCUGAGCAGUAAUUAAAUGCUUUCAUAAAUUCAUUCAUAAAAAUAAAUCAAAGUUAUGUUUCACAAAAUAUAAUUAUUAUAUUAAAGAACUUUACUGAUAAUUCGUAUUAAGAAAGGCGAAUAUUGUAAGUAAAAUUUAUAGGCGUAAACGGCAUGGACACAAAAUUUGAUAAUUUCGAAACCACAAAUUUUACGACGGGCUACGAUAACAUGUUUCAAUCGGAAGGAGCAAUCGAUGGCGAGGCAGACGAUAUUAUAAUAGUGCACAUGGACAUACGAGAGCCAUUAAGUACGUUAAGACAAUUGGUGGGACAGAAAAUUGGACACGAUUUAAGCGAUUACAGUUUCAUGUUACAAGAUGCACAGGAGUUGGAGCCACAUAAAAACCUUGUUGAUCAAUGCGUCAAAGGUGAAGGUUUAGUACAAAUCAAUGUCCAAAUACAAACUAUAACACAACGAAUUAACAUUGUUGAUGUACUGAAACCAACAGAGGCGGCAUUAGCUGAAAUAAACGGAAAGGAAGAAGAAAAUCAUGAAUCAAGAGCAGAUAAAUAUAAAUCUGAUGAUGAUUCUCAAGAGGAAAAAGAUAAGCCAACCGAUAACGCACUCGAACAACCGUGUCUUAAUUGGGUGUUAGAUUUAAAAUUCAAAAAAGAACAAGUGCGUCUUAAAAUACCAGAGAAUCCAUUUUUAUGGAAUGUACAACAAGUGAAGCAUUGGUUUCAAUGGGCUGUCCGUCAGUUCAACUUGUGCGGUUUUAAGAUGUCUGACUGGAUGUUAGAAGGUAAAGAGCUAUGCAACUUAACACAUGAAGAAUUUUGUACUAAAAUACCGAAAGAUCCUGGCAAUAUUUUUUGGACGCAUAUACAAUUAUUAAAAGAAUGUAAAUUUGUCUCAGUAGUACAUCCGCUGGCAAAAAUUGCAAAGGACGAAACGAACAGCAAUCCAAACGGUCUUAAGGAGCUGAAAAUUAUGCGAAAAUCUUCAACAUUUACUCAACCCAAAACAAUAAAUACAGACCAAAUAAACAAUCCAACUUUGCAAACCAACGCUGUUAUUGCUAGCUGUGGUAUUGGCUCCGGCAAUAAUGGACAAGUGCAACUCUGGCAAUUUUUAUUGGAUAUAUUAACUGAUCGUGAACAUACCAACAUUAUACAAUGGGUUGGAACUGAAGGUGAAUUUAAACUUAUCGACCCGGAACGUGUAGCACGGUUAUGGGGCGAACGCAAAAAUAAACCUGCUAUGAAUUAUGAAAAACUGUCACGUGCUCUGCGUUAUUAUUAUGAUGGUGAUAUGAUAUCAAAAGUGAACGGAAAACGGUUUGCUUAUAAGUUUGACUGUGACUUAAAAUUAUUAUUGGGCUAUAACGCAUCGGAGCUGUCCACAUUGGUAAAUGAAAACACUUCACCUUCAAUACUCCUUGAUCAAUUAAUUGAAGAUGUCUGACAUGAUGAUUUUAUAAUAAAAGAGGAACCGGCUUAUUUUCUAGAAAUUGAAACAAUGUCGGAAAGUAUUUAGAAGUGUAAUCAUUAAAUUACGUUGUACAAAAUACUUUUAAAAUAUAUUUAGUACUAUUCCGAUUUCCCGAGUACGGUGAUUUCACAACAAAUUUUUGAAGAUGGCCAAUAUCACAAAAACUAAGCUUUAUUGACAAAUAGCUAAAGUUACAUAAUAUAGCUUUCUUCAUCAAGAUCUGUUGUGGAAUGAGCGCAUUUCUCAAACUUGAAUUAUGAUAUAUAUUUAUCUCAUUUUUAUAUAUAAAACUUUUAAUAUACAUAUAUAUUUUAUAUACUCCUCUAAAGAAAAAAAUCAAAUUAAGAAAUAUUAAAAAAAAUUUAUUUUUU
Teleopsis dalmanni is the source of this 1844-nucleotide messenger RNA. RefSeq names its product DNA-binding protein Ets97D-like. The record is from RefSeq and is a predicted model, not a curated record. Lineage: Eukaryota; Metazoa; Arthropoda; Insecta; Diptera; Diopsidae. Gene Ontology annotation, biological process: regulation of transcription by RNA polymerase II; cell differentiation. The transcript is spliced from 7 exons. Bases 154 to 1446 code for a protein of 430 amino acids. Gene Ontology annotation, molecular function: DNA-binding transcription factor activity, RNA polymerase II-specific; sequence-specific DNA binding. Gene Ontology annotation, cellular component: nucleus.